Acyrthosiphon pisum (pea aphid) is the source of this 1374-nucleotide messenger RNA. It is a transcript of the gene r2d2, whose product is annotated as double-stranded RNA-binding protein r2d2. Gene Ontology annotation, cellular component: RISC complex; RISC-loading complex; nucleus. Gene Ontology annotation, biological process: siRNA processing; regulation of regulatory ncRNA processing. Gene Ontology annotation, molecular function: siRNA binding; double-stranded RNA binding. The record is from RefSeq and is marked provisional. Lineage: Eukaryota; Metazoa; Arthropoda; Insecta; Hemiptera; Aphididae.
AGUUUCAUUAUUAUACUAACAUUGAGUCAUUGCCGUUUGCAAUUUUUAAUUUUGCCGGUGCGAACAAAACAUAUUCGAAGACGCUGAAUUGUAUUUAUCUGUUUAUUGUCGGAAAAUGACUGAAACAAUGGCAUUUGAUCUGCAAGAUAAGUCUGCACACAUAAGUUCAUUAAAUAAAACUCCAGCCUCCAUUGUACAAGAGUAUGCAGCCAAAAAUCGCCUUGUUCCUCAGUAUGAUCUUAUACAUAACGGUGUUUCACAUAGUAAGGUCAGCUUUAAGUAUAGUCUGACUCUCGAUGAUUAUGUAGCUGUUGGCGAUGGAUCUUCCAAAAAAGAAGCCAAGCAUGUGGCAGCGUUAAAUCUUCUUAAAAUUAUGAUUGAGGAUAAACCAGAGUUGUUGAAUACUGAUUUUAAACAGUGGGAUUUUGAUAAUCAUGUUGUCUCUCCAUUUGAUAACAAUAUAAAAGUAAACGCUGUUGGGCAAUUGAAUGAUAUUUGCACAAAUAAUAAACUGGGAUUGCCUGAAUUUAAUUUAGUUAGAGAAGAAGGACAAGCCCAUGCUAAACUAUUUACUAUCAGUUGUCAUGUAGCUAAAAUGAUCGAAACAGCAACACACAAAACCAAAAAACAGGCCAAGCAUUUGGCUGCUGUUCAGAUGGUGAACAAAUUAAUGUCUAUUGACAAGUCACUGGUAAUGGAAGGGAAUCCAACUGUAUCUGAUUCAAUGAAAGUCUUGGAACAAGUUGAAAUUAUUAAAUCUGAGCAAAUAAAAAAAUCUUUGCCUAUGGAUGUAAAUUUUGAUAAUUAUCAUUUGCUUUUUAAAGAAACAACAACUGAAUGGUCAAACUCAGUUACACUUCAGAAGGUAAUGAGUCAGUAUAACAAAAAUGGUACAUUGGAAUUACCUGAAGCUUUUAAAGUUUUAUGCAAUGUUGUCACUGAAUGUGAUUUAUGCUUAACAUCAAAUGUUUUAGAUACAGAAAAUGUUGAAAGAAGAUCUAAUGUUUUUUAUAUUCUUUCUAUAAAUAAUGUAUACCCUGCUGUUCAUGGUUUGGGUGAGGGUGUAGACACUGCAUUUGCUCAACAAAUAGCUGCAAAAGAGUUACUCAUUGGUAUCUGUAUAUUAUUACAAUAAAGACAUUUAGUUAAUAUUUAUUCUGCCAUAAUUUGAAUGAAAUAAACAACAAAAAAUAUCAAAACAUUAGAAUUAUUAUGACCUUUUUCUUAAAUGUACUGUGUAUUAUUAGCUCGUCUAUUUUUACAUGAAUAAUUUUAAUUAUAAUUAUUAUUGUUGCCCAUAAAUGUUCUAAAAUAUAUUUUUUUUAUUUGUUUUAUAUAAUGUAUUAUGUUUAUUAAAUGUAUAUCUUACACUAA